Molecule: messenger RNA, 1515 nt
Organism: Punctularia strigosozonata HHB-11173 SS5
Lineage: Eukaryota; Fungi; Basidiomycota; Agaricomycetes; Corticiales; Punctulariaceae
Exons: 3
Coding region: 1-1515 (504 amino acids)
Source: RefSeq, a predicted model, not a curated record
AUGUCCUCCGCAACGACGCAGCACGACCUCGAGAAGCAGGCCGCGAUCGCCGAGGUCCUCCAUGCGGACGCGGGUACCGAGACCCCGAGCGGCGCGUCCAGCGGCACCGUUUCGCCUUCGGGUACCAGUCUGCAGGACAAGGACGAGGACGAUCUCAAGGAUAAGGUGGACGAGACCGAGGGCAUCGUGACCCAGCUCGAGUCCUACCCCGUCCCGCCCAAGAAGGGCAACAAGAUCACUCGUUUCCUGUGGCACAACUUCUUCUCGACCUACCGGAAGAUCUUCACCGUCGUGUUCUUUGCGAACAUCACGGCGCUGAUCGUCUUCACCGUGAGGAACAAGGGCCUGCCCAAGGCACCCGAGGUCGGCUCCGCCGCUUCCGCCAACCUCAUGGUCACCAUCCUCUUCCGCCAGGAGAACUUUGUCAACAUCGUCUACGAGAUCCUCUGCGCGUGCCCCCACUCCGCGCCGCUCUGGCUCCGCAAGCGCCUCGCCAAGGCCUUCCACUACGGCGGCGCCCACAGCGGCGCCGGCGUCGCCGCCGUCUUCUGGUACAUCCUCUACACCGUCAUCGCCACCCGCGACUUCACGCGGAUGAAGAACACGGCGUCGACGGUCAACGUCGCCACUUCCUACGUCCUCCUCGCCCUCUUCUGCUUCAUCCUCGGCGGUGCGCACCCGUACUUCCGCCGGACCUACCACGACUACUUCGAGGCCAUGCACAGGUACUCGGGCUGGUGCGCGCUCCUCACCUUCUGGACGCACACCAUCUUCGCCGGGCUCGAGUACCGCAAGCUGGAGCCGAACCCGCCCUCGCUCGGGACGUACCUCAUCACGUCGUCCAACUUUUGGACGUUCGUCAUCUCCUCCAGCGCGACGCUCCUGUCGUGGGGCCGUCUUCGCCAGCGCGACGUGUACCCGGAGAUCCUGUCGGACCACGUCAUCCGGCUGCACUUCAAGUACAAGAAGAUGCCGCCCUUCUACGGGCUGAAGGUCUCCACCCGGCCGCUCGUCGAGUGGCACGCGUUCGCGACCGUGCCGGACGAGGAAGGCUUCUCGGUCGUCGUCUCGAACGCCGGGGACUGGACGAAGGGGGCGAUCAUGAACCCGCCGAAGAAGCUGUGGGUGCGCGGGUACCCGCUCCACGGCCUGCUCUACACGUCCAAGCUGUUCAAGCAGAUCGUCGUCGUCGCGACGGGGUCCGGGAUCGGGCCGAUCCUGUCGCUGCUGUACGCGGACAUCACGCCGCGCCGCGUGCUGUGGUCGACGCCCAACCCGGAGACGACGUUCGGGGACAAGAUCGUCGCGGCGGUGAACAAGGCGGACCCGAACGCGGUGAUCUGGAACACGCGCUCGCAGGGGAGGCCGGACAUGGUGCAGCUGACGUGGCAGCUCGUGCGGGAGUGCAAUGCCGAGGCGGUGUUCAUCAUCUCGAACCCGAAGAUCACGAAGAAGGUGGUGUACGCGAUGCAGACGAGGGGCGUCGCCGCCUACGGCGCCAUCUUCGACUCGUAA